GAGCCCUCAGUGAUUGAUACAGUUAGGCUGAACAUCAAAUCUGGGAAUGGUGGGAACGGGUGUGCCAGCUUCCUUCGUGAGAAGUAUCGACCGAAGGGUGGGCCCAAUGGCGGAGAUGGCGGAGACGGCGGCAACGCGUACCUGGUCGGCGACGCGUCGUAUAAUACUCUGCUCCAUAUCAAGUUUAAUAGCACUGUUUAUUGCGAUCCGGGUGGCCACGGCAAGGGCAAGAACCGGCGUGGCUCAAACGGAGAUGACACCUUGGUUCCGGUGCCAAUCGGUACCGUUGUUUGGCGGAUGGACAAGGACGGGACCAGGGAGCUCUUGGCCGAUAUUCGCGACGAUACGCCGUUGCUUGUUGGCAGAGGAGGAAAGGGAGGUUGGGGAAACGCCCGUUUCGCAACGCCUACGAACCAGGUACCGGUCUUAGCUGAACGUGGAGAGAGGGGCGAGGCGGCUGUCCUGUUCCUGGAGCUCAAGCUCCUGGCUGAUGUGGGCCUCCUGGCGCGUCCCAACGCAGGCAAGUCUACUCUGAUCUCGCGCUGCUCCGCUGCCAAGGCGCGGGUCGCCGACUAUCCGUUUACGACCGUCGAGCCGGUUCUGGGGGUUGUUCGCUCAGGCAAGAGCGGUUUCGUUAUGAUGGAGAUACCUGGCCUGCUGGAGGGGGCGCACAAGGGCGUUGGUCUGGGCCACCAGUUUCUGCGUCAUGCCGAGCGCGCGCGGCUUUACGUUGCAUCUGGUAGAUGGACUUGCUGA
Geodia barretti is the source of this 756-nucleotide messenger RNA. NCBI's taxonomy places the organism in Eukaryota, Metazoa, Porifera, Demospongiae, Tetractinellida, Geodiidae. The record is from the annotation of a GenBank genome assembly.